Penicilliopsis zonata CBS 506.65 is the source of this 2098-nucleotide messenger RNA. RefSeq lists its product as hypothetical. The transcript is spliced from 5 exons. Bases 38 to 1723 code for a protein of 561 amino acids. Lineage: Eukaryota; Fungi; Ascomycota; Eurotiomycetes; Eurotiales; Aspergillaceae. The record is from RefSeq and is a predicted model, not a curated record.
CGAGACAGACACUCGGCUUGAUCUGGAUCCUAAGAGUAUGCUACAGCAGGAACCUGUUCAAGCCAACGACAAGAAGGGCAAGAAGAACAAGAAUAAGAAUAAGGAAAAGAGCCCAGAUGAUUCGCACUCUCCGUUGCCAGCUUCUCCGGGGGUCUAUGCUCCGCCAGCGCAAACAAAUGGCGACCAUCAAGUUGAGGAACCGGAGGGCGUUCAGCUCCCUGUUGAACAGCUGGAGCUGAAGUCAGAGGUCGAACCUGGAAACGCAAUCCUCAAUGACUUCAAACAAGACCUUGGCGUCCGAGCCAGCAGACCCCCCGAGACCCGCACGACAUCCGCCUUUCCCUCCCUGGAGGAGCAGGUGCACCUUCUCAGCUUGAAAGAAGGGGAGCAUCAACGGCCAAGUGGGCGUGCGUCUGACGCGGUGCUCUUCUCGCCCGGGCUGGAGACCGUCGGGUAUGAGACCCCAGCGCAGUAUGCGCUGCUGGGCCAUCUGCCUGGGGCGGAUGGCGCAGCGGCCGGAGCCGACCCGCGGGUGAUGCUGAACACGAACGUGCCGUUUUCAGCGUUCAUCUGCGGUCUGCAGGGCAGCGGCAAGUCGCACACGACCUCAUGCAUCAUUGAGAACUGCUCGUUCGGGCUGGAGGCACUGGGCCGGCUGCAGAAGCCGCUGUCGACGCUGGUGCUGCAGUUCAACGAGUACAGCUCGCACGGCAGCUCGCAGCCGAGCGAGGCGGCCUUCCUGGCCUCGGUGCUGGCCGAGUACAGCGCGGAUGUGCGCUCCAUCCCCGUCACGGUACUGGUCUCGCCGUCCAACUACCACCCGCUGCGCCAGAUGUACUCGCAGAUCCCCAACGUGCAGGUGCGGCCGUUCCGCCUGCAGCCGCGCCACCUCAACAUUAGCACCAUGCUGGCCCUCAUGUCGCUCGGCCGCAAGGACGCCAUGCCCCUGUAUAUGGCGCAGGUGACCAAGCUGCUGCGCCAGAUGGCCAUGGAAAGCACCUCGGGCGCCUUCGACUACCUCGCCUUCCGUCGCCGGCUGACCGGCCUCCACCUCGACCGGUCCCAGACACCCUUCCUCGACCAGCGGCUGGACCUGCUGGACUCGUUUCUCGAUCUCGAGCCUCGCACCGCCGCGUCGCCGCCCGGUGACUACUUUGUCGAUGGCGGGAUCACCAUCCUCGACCUGUCGUGUCCGUUCAUGGACGAGAGCACGGCGUGCAUCUUGUUCCGCAUCGCUAUCGAUCUCUUUCUGCACGCGCAUCCUUCCAGAGGGAAGAUGAUUGUCGCUGACGAAGCUCAUAAGUACAUGACCGACACGCCCGCGGGACACGCCCUGACAGAAACGUUUAUGACGGUGAUGCGGCAGCAACGACAUCUGGGCGUCCGGCUGAUUGUGUCGACGCAGGAGCCGACCAUCUCGCCGCGGCUGAUCGAUCUGUGCUCCAUCACGAUCGUGCACCGCUUCUCCAGUCCGGAAUGGUACCAGACUAUCCAGAAACAUAUUGCGGUCGAGAGCGACGACGAUCCUUCUCCUUCUUCUCCUUCGGAUGGCUUGGCCCGUAUUUCCCGCCUGCGCACGGGUGAAGCCCUUGUGUUUGCCCCUUCGGCGGUCCUGCGCGAGGGAGACACCGAUAUAAAGGAUGUACGCCAGCGGACGUUCAAGAUGAUGGUCCGGAAACGGAUCACAUGGGACGGAGGCCAGACGAUUGUUUGUAUUCGCUAGGCUCGCUAGAAGAUAUAGUAUAGGAUAGUAUAGGCUAUUGUACAUCAAAAGGUAAACUGGCAGUACGCGCUCGCGACCUCCACGGGCUCCGGGGCAGAAUGGUCUCCAGGCCGGAGUUCGACGGCGCGACCGAUACAUUCGGGGUGUCUAGAAUGUUGAUUAGCCGUCAGAGAAGAAGGGCCUGGAUAAAUAAAUUGAAGUACGUACGUGAAGAAGACGCAUUUAUGCGAUAUCGUCAGCGCGGUGAUAGGUCUGCACUGUUAGUCCAUCUCAACGGUAUAGAAUAGCGAUAGGAAGUAGACGGAGCGUACUCUUCCGGCAGAUUGACGCAUUCCUUGAACGGAACAGUCAAGGAGUGACUCUCUUCAGCGGUCG